This is a messenger RNA of Branchiostoma belcheri (Belcher's lancelet), 1880 nucleotides long. RefSeq names its product voltage-gated potassium channel subunit beta-2-like. Gene Ontology annotation, cellular component: cytoplasm; voltage-gated potassium channel complex; membrane. The transcript has 14 exons. Gene Ontology annotation, biological process: potassium ion transport; transmembrane transport; regulation of potassium ion transmembrane transport. The coding region runs from base 252 to 1244 and encodes 330 amino acids. The record is from RefSeq and is a predicted model, not a curated record. Lineage: Eukaryota; Metazoa; Chordata; Leptocardii; Amphioxiformes; Branchiostomatidae. Gene Ontology annotation, molecular function: potassium channel regulator activity; transmembrane transporter binding; voltage-gated potassium channel activity.
ACCCGGGACAGUUUCUAACCAAUCACGUGUGGUUUCAUACAUCUGUCGUCUGCCAUGGUCGUCUGCUAAUCUAAGCGCAAAUUUUCAAUUUGUUGAGCCAUUUGAAUGGAAGUUGACUGUCAAACGCUCUCUACAGUGACUUCGUCAAUGAAGAAUUUGAAGUACGUAGAUACCGGUGACACGUGAGAGACAGAACAGCUGAAUGUUUCCAGGUCUCCAGACAGCUUAACUUCUCAAGGAAAUCUAGCAACAUGAUCUACAGGAAUCUUGGAAGGUCUGGGCUACGGGUGUCUUGCCUUGGACUGGGAACAUGGGUGACAUUUGGAGGGCAAGUAACAGAUGAGAUGGCAGAAGAACUGAUGACUUUAGCCUAUGAGAACGGUGUGAACCUUUUUGACACUGCAGAAGUGUAUGCAGCUGGCAAAGCAGAAAUCACACUAGGAAACGUCAUCAAGAAAAAGGGAUGGAGGAGAUCCAGCCUUGUCAUUACUACAAAGAUAUUCUGGGGAGGAAGGGCAGAGACAGAACGAGGGCUGUCUAGAAAACACAUCAUCGAGGGUCUGCAGGGUUCACUACAGAGGCUGCAGCUGGAAUAUGUGGAUGUGGUGUUCGCCAACAGACCAGAUCCUAACACUCCUAUGGAAGAGACAGUACGUGCCUUCAGUUAUGUGAUUGACCGAGGCUGGGCCUUGUACUGGGGCACAUCCAGAUGGAGCCCCAUGGAGAUUAUGGAAGCAUACUCAGUAGCCAGACAGUUUAACCUGAUCCCGCCUAUAGCAGAGCAGGCAGAGUACCAUCUCUUCCAGCGGGAGAAGGUUGAGGCACAGCUGCCAGAACUCUAUGCCAAGAUAGGUGUAGGAGCGAUGACCUGGUCCCCCCUGGCCUGUGGCAUCAUCACAGGAAAGUAUGACGAUGGGGUGCCCAUUUACUCCAGAGCUGCUCUCAAGGGAUACGGGUGGCUGAAGGAUAAAAUCCUGAGUGAAGAUGGGAGAAGACAACAGGCCAAACUGAGAGAAGUACAGAUUAUAGCCGACAAACUCAACUGCACAUUGCCACAACUGGCUAUUGCCUGGUGUUUACGGAAUGAGACAGUCAGCUCAGUUCUCCUUGGUGCCUCUUCUAUAGAGCAGCUGUAUGAAAAUAUACAGUCUCUUCAGGUGGUACAGAAGUUAACACCCCAGAUUCUGACAGAACUGGACGGUAUCCUUGGAAACAAACCUCCCAUGAAGCGUGAUGUGAAGUAACUCUACUCAAGGAGGCCAUUGUCUUCACUACAUGUAUAUCCUUGCUCUACCCAGGAUUUCAGUCAAGAUGGGACAUGUGACCUGGAGAAGACAAUACAGGACAUUCCAAGAUAGAAAAAAAAAACUCCUAUGCUCUUCCAGUGGUGUCAUACCUUAGGCUUGUUUGUCUUUCUCAGGACUGUCUGGUUUUUUUUUAAGGAACAUCUGUACUAUUGUUUGGUAAUGGUAAGGUUUUGUUUUGGGCUAACAUUGUAAUUUUGUAUGGUGCAGACGGUGUGAAUUUUAGCAGUUGAUAACAAUGCUGUGCCAAAUGAGGUUCUAACUUAGGCCUGUUCGUUAUCUGGGCCUAAUGCCGGUAGAUUAAGAUUAUUAAUGAUUAAGAUAAUCUGUUAAGAGGAAUAAACACCUUUUAGAAACUGAACGUUGAAUAAUGAAUUACGCAUUUGUUCGGCCACCUCAGCCAUCAGUUCAAAGUAUAUAUUAUCACAUCUUAAGACUUGACCUAAUAAUUUGUUGAAGAUUCCCCAAAAAAAGUAUUAUAAUGAGAACCAACAUAUAGAUUAAAAUUGGUAACGCUAGAUGAGUCCCUUGUUUAUGUAAGGAGAUGCACAAAAACGAGACACAUAUUAUAUACGC